CCUCCUGUGCCCGGAUCCCCUCAGCCGUUCUCUCUCCAGCAGGCCCGACCCGCACAUCUUUCCGGGCCAUAGCCCAUGUAGACCCAGCGGACUGCACACAGAGAGGGGCUGACAUUAACAGGGACCCGGCGAGAGAAAGAAGGAGCCUUAACAUUUGUUGGACGAAAACCCGACUAGUUUUAUCGGAGCACCCCAAGUAUUGGCUCUCUAAUUUUUUUUUCCACAGUCCUGAGAGGGGAAAAAAUGACUUCUUAGUCCGUUAAAACUAGUCCGGAUCUGGAGCAGCUGAACUCUUCUGAGCGGGCAGGGCACACACGACGGGACCGUUAGGUUUACAUCCAGAUAACAAGAACCUGGUCUACGCAGAGGGGAAGGACAUUAAAAACAUUUUUUCCCGUAAAAGGCCAAAUUUCCACGCUUCUUAACAAAACACAAAAACAAAAAAAACAAAACGAACCAAAGCUGAUAAAUCGACAAAGGGGGUGCUGAGCUCUGCGAGGCGUGCUUCAGGAUGCUGUCGGAGCUGAGCGAAUGGUUCUGGCAGGAGCGGCUGUGGUUCCCCGAGGGUCUGGGCUGGGCUGACCUGGAGGAUCGAGAUGGACGAGUAUACGCCAAGGGCCGUGAUUUAUGGGCGGCGCUUCCCAUUGCGCUGGUAUUCCUCAUUAUCCGGCAAAUCUUUGAGAGAACGGUGGCCACACCUCUGGCUUCUCUACUCGGUGUGAAGGAGACGGUUCGACUCAAAGCCCCUCACAACCCCUUCCUGGAGUCUUACUACUGUAAAGUGACCAAAAACCCCACACAGCCUUCAGUAGCGAGUCUUUGUAAGCAGACCGGCUACUCAGAAAGACAAGUGCAGCGCUGGUUCAGAAGGAGGAGGAACCAGGACCGACCAAGUUUGCUCAAAAAGUUUCGAGAGGCCAGUUGGAGAUUUACCUUUUACCUUCUUGCUUUCAUUGCUGGCCUGGCCUCCCUUAUUGAUAAACCUUGGCUGUAUGACACGAAGGAAAUGUGGCAAGGCUUUCCUGUGCUGACUCUGCUGCCAUCUCAGUAUUGGUACUACAUGAUCGAGCUGGGCUUUUAUGGCUCCCUGCUUCUCAGCGUGGCUUCUGAUGUCAAACGUAAAGACUUUAAGGAGCACAUCAUUCACCAUGUUGCAACCAUCCUUCUCAUCAGUUUCUCCUGGUGUGUGAAUUACAUUCGUGCUGGAACUCUCAUCAUGCUGGUUCACGACUCCUCUGAUUACUUUCUCGAGUCUGCUAAGAUGUUCAACUAUGCUGGUUGGCGAAACGCCUGUAACUACAUCUUCAUCGUUUUUGCUGCUGUCUUCAUCGUCACCCGCCUCAUUAUCUUCCCCUUCUGGAUAAUUUACUGGACAUGGGUUUACCCAGUGACCGUCUACCCGCCUUUCUUCGGCUACUACUUCUUCAAUGGUCUGCUUAUGAUUCUGCAGUGUCUCCAUAUCUUCUGGGCAGUUCUUAUCAUCCGCAUAGCCCUCCGCUUCCUCACCAACAACGAAAUCAACUAA
Messenger RNA from Cyprinodon variegatus (sheepshead minnow), 1525 nucleotides. It is a transcript of the gene cers2, whose product is annotated as ceramide synthase 2. The record is from RefSeq and is a predicted model, not a curated record. Gene Ontology annotation, molecular function: DNA binding; sphingosine N-acyltransferase activity. Gene Ontology annotation, cellular component: membrane. Gene Ontology annotation, biological process: ceramide biosynthetic process. Lineage: Eukaryota; Metazoa; Chordata; Actinopteri; Cyprinodontiformes; Cyprinodontidae. Bases 512 to 1525 code for a protein of 337 amino acids. The transcript has 11 exons.